Messenger RNA from Diospyros lotus (date-plum), 2311 nucleotides. RefSeq names its product beta-galactosidase 6-like. Bases 185 to 2278 code for a protein of 697 amino acids. Gene Ontology annotation, biological process: carbohydrate metabolic process. Gene Ontology annotation, cellular component: vacuole; cell wall. Lineage: Eukaryota; Viridiplantae; Streptophyta; Magnoliopsida; Ericales; Ebenaceae. The record is from RefSeq and is a predicted model, not a curated record. The transcript has 16 exons. Gene Ontology annotation, molecular function: beta-galactosidase activity; carbohydrate binding.
AGCUGCUCAAAGAUAUUCAUGAGGUUAUGUUGAAUGCAAAUACGUUUAGACAAGCUCUAAAACAUUUUUUCUGUUUCUUCUUUUGCCUUAUUUGAAACUGAAACAGGGGAUUCCCAGUCUGGUUACACUUCAUUCCUGGAAUACAGUUUCGAACAACAAAUGACCUAUUCAAGUGCAGAAAGAAAUGCAGCGUUUUGUGGCAAAAAUUGUUUACUUAAUGAAGGGGGAGAAUCUGUUUGCAUCACAAGGAGGACCAAUUAUUCUUGCACAGGUUGAAAAUGAAUAUGGCAAUGUUGAAUGGGCCUACGGAAUUGGAGGACAAUUGUACAUCAAAUGGGCUGCAGAAAUGGCCGUCAGUCUUAACAUCACUGUUCCUUGGGUGAUGUGUGCACAAGAGGAUGCUCCUAAUCCAAUAAUAAACACAUGUAAUGGCUUUUAUUGCGAUGGAUUCAUGCCAAACUCACUUUCCAAGCCAACAAUAUGGACAGAAAACUACAGUGGAUGGUUCCUUUCGUUUGGAUAUGCAGUCCCUUACCGACCUGUUGAGGACCUUGCUUUUGCAGUUGCACGCUUUUUUGAAAGGGGUGGUACAUUCCAAAACUACUAUAUGGUGCACUGCUACUUUGGUGGUACUAAUUUUGGACGAACAGCUGGUGGCCCUUUAAUUGCAACAAGCUACGACUAUGAUGCCCCAGUAGACGAAUAUGGUUUUGUUAGGCAGCCAAAGUGGGGGCACCUCCGUGAUUUACACAUAGCAAUAAAGAACUGUGAAGAAUAUUUGGUCAGUGCAGAUCCAACGAGGCAGUCCCUUGGUAGGAAUCUAGAGGCUCAUGUCUACUACAAAGCUCCCCAUGACUGUGCGUCCUUUCUGGCCAACUAUGACAGCAGUUUGGAUGCGAAUGUCACAUUCAAUGGGAACUCAUACUUCCUUCCUGCUUGGUCUGUGAGCAUUCUACCAGACUGUAAGAAUGUGAUUUUUAACACAGCUAAGGUUGUUUCACAAAAGUAUAUUGAAGAUGUUGCAGUUUCUUAUGCAACCAGUGUUAGUGAACUUUCAUCGGCAUCUACAUCAUGGAGUUGGUAUAAAGAAAAAGUGGGUAUUUGGGGUAACAAUUCAUUUACUGCAUCAAGGUUGUUGGAGCAGAUAAAUACGACAAAAGAUACUAGUGAUUUUCUAUGGUACACAACAAGUAUAAAUGUGAAUAAGAGCACUUCGCAGGGUCAGGAAAAAGAAGCAUUUCUAGUUGUUGAAAGUUUGGGACAUGCAGCUCUGGUUUUUGUCAACAAAAGACUUGUUGGAUUUGGUUAUGGUAAUCAUGAUGAUCCAAGCUUUGUUCUUAGUAAGAAGAUCAGUCUGAAUCACGGAACCAAUACAUUGGAUGCGUUGAGUAUGAUGAUUGGUUUGCAGAACUAUGGGCCGUGGUUUGAUAUAGCAGGGGCAGGACUGUUUUCUGUCGUUCUUGGUGAUCUGAGUAAUGGCAAGGAAGACAUUUCUUCUACAGAAUGGACAUAUCAGGUGGGAGUUGAAGGAGAGUACCUUGGACUUGAUAAUAUGAGUCUUUCAAAUAGUUCAUUAUGGACUCAGGGGGAUUCCAUUCCAAUUAAUCAAAGUUUGAUAUGGUACAAGACCACAUUCCAAGCUCCUAAAGGAAGCGGUCCUCUGUCGGUGAAUCUUGCUAGCAUGGGAAAGGGUCAAGCAUGGGUUAACGGGCAGAGUAUAGGGCGAUAUUGGCCAGCAUAUAUCUCCCCAUCAACUGGUUGCUCGAAGAACUGUGACUAUAGGGGAACCUAUGAUGCAGCUAAAUGUUUGAAAUACUGUGGUAAUCCUGCUCAAACGUUGUAUCAUAUCCCACGUUCUUGGGUACAUCCUGGUGGGAACUUACUGGUUCUCCAUGAAGAGCUUGGUGGUGACCCUUCACAAAUUUCUUUUUCAACACGAACUGGGCAAGUGGUUUGUUCUCAUGUCUCAGAGACUGACCCGCCACCCGCUGAUUCUUGGAAACCAAAGUCGAGUUUUGUGUUCCAAACUCCUCAAGUUCGCUUGAGUUGCGAACAAGGAUGGUUCAUUACUAAGAUUGUGUUUGCAAGCUUUGGAAAUCCUACAGGACAUUGUGGUGCAUUUAGUCUAGGAAGCUGUCAUAACGAUGUCUUGCCAAUUGUUCAGCAGGCAUGCACUGGCCAGCAACAAUGCUCAAUUCCUGUAUCAACCUCUAAGCUAGGUGACCCUUGUCCUGGAAUGUUGAAAAGCUUGGCAGUUGAAGCCCUUUGUAGUGUCUAAAUUUCUUGCUGAUACGAUAUCACAAGUCAAUCA